AUGGCAGCUGUGUCCCAGGCUCUGCCGCCCAAGGUCGAGCAAUCGAGGGAGGACGAGACGCUUCUCCUGCUUGCGCGAUUAAUGGAGGGAGGUCGUGAGGACGAUGAAACCGUUCAGGAUCUCGACCAGCUCACCAAGCUCCUGAACGACGACACGCAGCUUGCUGUCGUCGAAAAGAAUGCCACGUCAAUCUGCUCGCUUCUUGACGCUGAAUGCGUCGACACAGUAUUCUCUUACCUCGACAUGAGGCAAGCAGAUGUCGUUCGCGGUCAUGCUGUCAUGACGGUCGCCGCCUAUCUCAAGGCCGCCGGCGACGAAGGAGGCGCCAAGCUAUCCACCUUUUUCUUCGACAAAGUACGCCGCGGUACCUACGACGAUUACAUUGCGGCUUUCUGCGUUGCCGCCGCUGCCUUUCCCAUCGCUCCGGAUUUGACCGCAUCCCUCUUCCUCAGCGAAGGCUUCCUCGGCACAUUGGGUCCCUUGAUGAGGCGCAAGUGGAAGAGCCGCAAGGUUGAGACGGCAUGCCUUGAGAUGCUGAACGCAGCCUGCAUGAACUCGCAGUGUCGCGACGCCGUUCAGAAGUACUGCACCGAGUGGCUCGAGGAGGUCGUCGACCAGGAUCCCAACGAGGUCGUCAAGGAGAUGCAACAGAACCCAGAGUAUCUGUCCCAGGAGGGCUCCGUCACCAUGCGCAGGCACUCUGAGGGCGUGCAGAACCUUGCCGCCGUCAUUCUAGCCAAACUGAGAGUAUGGUACCCCGAACGCUAUGUUUCCGCAUCGCCCUCGCAAGGCGAUUUAUCCAAAGAGAGGAUCACGCCGGCAAUCACUACCAUUGAAGAAUUGUCCUCCAGGUUUACGGGAAUGCUACUAAGCGACGACGAUUAUGGAACACAGCACUCGAUUGAAGGUUUGGCUUAUGCGUCGUUGCAGCCCAAGGUCAAGGAAGACUUGGUCCGCAACAAGGAUUUCCUGAAAAAGCUCAUUUCAACGCUGGCAGAAGCCCAGCCUAGGUCACCUCUGACAUAUGGCGCACUUAGCAUCCUCAUCAACCUGACGAGGUACCAACCCAAUCUCUCCGAGGAACAGAAGAAAAUGCACCAGCUCAAGGCAUACGCGAACGCCGCAGGCAAGAUCGAAACCGAGCCCCUGAACGACGAUACUCAUGUUGCGGCACGCUGCAAGCUGGUCUUCGACGCCGGUGUCGUCCCAGUUCUCGUAUCCCGCAGCAAGGUCGGCUCGCCGGCAUCUCUUGCGCUUAUGAUAGCCAUCAUCAAUUCGAUUUCUGUCACAGCACCGCUGCGAGGCCAGAUUGCCCAACAAGGCGCCGUCAAGCUCUUGUUGACUGCUUGGCUCGCUCUUCCUGAGACGGAAUCGGCGACUCGUCGCGUCGCAGCUCAUGCACUCGCUCGCAUCCUAAUCAGCACUGAUCCCAGUCUUGUAUUUGGUGGCAAUCGAUCCCACCCACAAAGCUCAGCAGUACGGCCGUUGCUUUCUAUCCUGGCUCCGGAUGCAGCCGCUGAGACUCGCGACCUUUUGCCGACAUUUGAGUCUCUCCUCGCUCUUACCAACCUCGCCUCCAACGAUGGCGAUUGUCGCCGCGCCAUUGUUCGUUCCGCGUGGUCGGAUAUCGAGGAGUUGUUGCUCUCGUCGAAAACCUUGAUUUCCAGAGCCGCGGUCGAACUUGUUUGCAAUCUUGUUCAGGGACCAGAGGGAGCGACGCAUUAUGUCGAUGGAAGCCCCCAGGCGAAGCAACGAAUGCACAUUCUGCUUGCACUGGCCGAUGCUGAAGACGAGAAAACGCGAGUUGCGGCCGGUGGCGCUCUGGCGCAGCUCACGGGUCAUGAGAAUGUCGUUCGCGCCAUUGUUGAACGCGAACGUGGAGUUGAAGUUGUGUUGGGCAUGGUCGCAGACGAAAGCGAGAAUGUGCGAUAUUGCGCCUGCCAUGUCGUCUAUCACAUGGCAGCGACGGAGGGACGAGUUGGCGUGCUGGCACGUGAAAAGAUCAAUGCAGCAAACGGCUUGGAGAUUUUGAAGGAGGCGGCAAAGAAGAGCCGACGAGCAGAUGUCGUUGAGAUUGCUGUGGAGGCCCUGAAAGUGCUUCUCGAGGACGGUCGCUCAUAG
This is a messenger RNA of Verticillium alfalfae VaMs.102, 2121 nucleotides long. Its product is annotated as CRO1 protein. NCBI's taxonomy places the organism in Eukaryota, Fungi, Ascomycota, Sordariomycetes, Glomerellales, Plectosphaerellaceae. The record is from RefSeq and is a predicted model, not a curated record. The transcript is spliced from 2 exons. The coding region runs from base 1 to 2121 and encodes 706 amino acids.